AUGGAGGACGCGCAUGCCAGAGAAGCCGAAGAGGUGUGCAAAUUUUUCAACACAGGGCCAGAUGGACUCACAGACGAUCAAGUUGAGCAACUUCGAAAGAAAUAUGGAGAAAAUGAAAUGCCUGCUGAGGAAGGAAAAACGAUAUGGGAGCUGAUUUUCGAGCAAUUCGAUGAUCUCCUUGUCAAAAUUCUUCUUCUUGCCGCCAUUAUCUCAUUUGUGCUUGCCCUUUUUGAAGAACACGAAGACCAAACCGAAGCCGUCACUGCAUUCGUCGAACCAUUCGUCAUCUUGCUUAUUCUCAUCGCCAACGCUACCGUCGGAGUGUGGCAGGAGCGAAAUGCUGAAUCCGCGAUCGAAGCUCUUAAGGAAUAUGAACCCGAAAUGGCCAAGGUUGUCCGCGCCGGACAUCAUGGAAUCCAGAUGAUCCGUGCUAAGGAACUCGUUCCAGGAGAUCUUGUUGAAGUAUCUGUUGGAGACAAAAUUCCCGCCGAUUUGAGAUUGAUCAAGAUCUAUUCGACGACCAUCCGUAUCGACCAGUCAAUUCUCACCGGAGAAUCGGUUUCCGUCAUCAAACACACCGAAUCUGUUCCAGACCCGCGCGCUGUCAAUCAGGACAAGAAGAAUUGCUUGUUCUCGGGAACCAAUGUUGCCUCUGGAAAGGCUCGCGGUAUUGUUUUCGGAACUGGAUUGAACACUGAGAUCGGAAAAAUCCGCACGGAAAUGGCGGAGACUGAAAGCGACAAGACCCCACUUCAGCAGAAACUUGACGAAUUCGGAGAGCAACUUUCCAAGGUCAUCUCAGUUAUUUGCGUUGCCGUCUGGGCUAUCAACAUUGGACAUUUCAACGAUCCAGCGCACGGAGGAUCCUGGGUUAAGGGAGCCAUCUACUACUUCAAAAUCGCCGUCGCUCUUGCUGUCGCUGCUAUUCCAGAAGGUCUUCCAGCCGUUAUCACCACUUGCUUGGCCCUCGGAACCCGCAGAAUGGCUAAGAAGAACGCCAUUGUCAGAUCAUUGCCAUCCGUCGAAACCCUCGGAUGUACUUCGGUCAUCUGCUCUGAUAAGACCGGAACCCUCACCACCAACCAGAUGUCCGUCUCGAAGAUGUUCAUCGCCGAGAGCGCCAGUGGAGACCAAAUCAACUUCAACGAAUUCACCAUCUCCGGAUCUACCUACGAGCCAGUCGGAAAGGUUCAACACAAUGGACGCGACAUUAACCCCGCUGCUGGAGAAUUCGAUGCUCUUACCGAGCUCGCCACUAUCUGCGCUAUGUGCAACGAUUCUGCUGUCGAUUACAACGAAGCCAAGAAGCAAUAUGAGAAAGUUGGAGAAGCUACUGAGACUGCUCUUGUCGUUCUCUGUGAGAAGCUCAAUGUCUACGGAACAUCAAAAGUCGGACUUGGACCAAAGGAAUUGGGAGGAAUCUGCAACCGUGUCAUUCAACAGAAAUGGAAGAAGGAGUUCACAUUGGAAUUCUCACGUGAUCGUAAAUCUAUGUCAGCUUAUUGUAUCCCAGCCAGCGGCGGAUCAGGAGCCAAGAUGUUCGUCAAGGGAGCCCCAGAAGGAGUUCUCGGAAGAUGCACACACGUUCGUGUCAACGGACAAAAGGUGCCACUCACCACCGCCAUGACCCAGAAGAUCGUUGAACAAUGCGUUCAAUACGGAACCGGAAGAGACACCCUUCGUUGCUUGGCCCUUGGAACCAUUGACUCGCCAAUGGACGUGAAAUCGAUGAACUUGGAAGACUCGACUCAAUUCAUCAAGUACGAAAAGGACAUCACCUUCGUCGGAGUCGUCGGAAUGCUUGACCCUCCAAGAACUGAAGUUAUGGACUCGAUCAAGGCUUGCAACCACGCAGGAAUCCGUGUCAUCAUGAUCACUGGAGAUAACAAGAACACCGCUGAAGCUAUUGGACGUCGCAUCGGAUUGUUCGGAGGGAAUGAGGAUACCACCGGAAAGGCGUACACUGGACGCGAAUUCGACGAUUUGCCACCAGAGCAACAAUCGGAAGCUUGCCGUCGCGCCAAACUCUUCGCCCGUGUCGAACCAUCCCACAAAUCUAAGAUUGUCGAUAUCCUUCAAUCGCACGGUGAAAUCACUGCCAUGACUGGUGAUGGUGUCAACGACGCUCCAGCUUUGAAAAAGGCCGAGAUCGGUAUUGCUAUGGGAUCUGGAACCGCUGUUGCCAAGUCCGCUUCGGAAAUGGUUCUCGCCGACGAUAACUUCGCUUCGAUUGUGUCGGCCGUUGAAGAAGGACGUGCUAUCUACAACAACAUGAAACAAUUCAUCAGAUAUUUGAUCUCAUCCAACGUCGGAGAGGUCGUCUCUAUCUUCAUGGUCGCCGCUUUGGGUAUUCCAGAGGCUUUGAUUCCAGUUCAGCUCUUGUGGGUCAACUUGGUUACUGACGGUCUUCCAGCCACUGCCCUUGGAUUCAAUCCACCAGAUUUGGACAUCAUGGACCGCGCCCCAAGAUCUGCUAAUGACGGACUUAUCUCGAAAUGGCUCUUCUUCAGAUACCUCGCUGUCGGAACAUACGUCGGUGUUGCCACCGUUGGAGCUUCGAUGUGGUGGUUCUUGUUGUAUGAUGACGGACCACAGAUCACCUACUAUCAGCUUACCCACUGGAUGCGUUGCGAAAUUGAGCCUGACAACUUUGCUGAUUUGGACUGCGCCGUUUUCGAAGACAACCACCCGAACGCCAUGGCUUUGUCUGUUCUCGUCACCAUCGAAAUGUUGAACGCUAUCAACUCGCUUUCGGAGAACCAGUCGUUGCUUGUGAUGCCACCAUGGAAGAACAUCUGGCUCAUGGCUGCCAUCACUCUCUCGAUGUCGCUUCACUUUGUCAUCCUCUACGUCGACAUCAUGGCUACCAUCUUCCAGAUCACUCCACUCAACGUUGUUGAAUGGAUUGCAGUGCUCAAGAUCUCAAUCCCAGUCCUUCUUCUUGAUGAAGUGCUCAAGUUCAUUGCUCGCAACUACAUCGACGGUAAGCCCGAAACGAGUGCAGCCCGAGUACGGUGCGCCGUUUCGCUGUUGGCGUGGGUCUCACUGACGGUCGCCUACUUCGCGUGGAUGCUUGGUCCGUACGCGGAACUCAUCAAUCACGCGCUUGUGGGGCCAGCAGUUGAUCCGAGCAAAUACGCGGACGUCGUCAUUGAGAAACCCCAUAACGAGUUGUGA
This is a messenger RNA of Caenorhabditis bovis, 3177 nucleotides long. Lineage: Eukaryota; Metazoa; Nematoda; Chromadorea; Rhabditida; Rhabditidae. The record is from the annotation of a GenBank genome assembly.